Stegostoma tigrinum is the source of this 5698-nucleotide messenger RNA. RefSeq names its product major facilitator superfamily domain containing 12a (gene mfsd12a). Bases 420 to 1868 code for a protein of 482 amino acids. Gene Ontology annotation, biological process: carbohydrate transport. The transcript is spliced from 10 exons. Lineage: Eukaryota; Metazoa; Chordata; Chondrichthyes; Orectolobiformes; Stegostomatidae. The record is from RefSeq and is a predicted model, not a curated record. Gene Ontology annotation, molecular function: symporter activity. Gene Ontology annotation, cellular component: membrane.
CCUUGUGCCCAGGCAGUGCGGAGCCUCUGGGCCGCUCAUAUGAGCAGCUGCUCAUUUAUUAGCCAGUCGAAGAGCGGCUGCAUUAGCUGCUGGAAGAGGAGAGGGAGGUAGGUUGAAAGGCAGCGACAAAAACACACUAAUGUUCCCGGAAACACGGAGCUGGGCAAGGAAGAGCAAUGUGUCUUUGUGAAAUCUGUUUCUGUAAACAGCCUGCUUCGUUAGGCUCACCUCCCUAGAUUAAUGUGAAUUAUUAGCUAAUGUAGAUCCACCUUUUGUUUUAAAGGACUACAGGUUUCGUUUUGCAAGCCGCAGGCUGUGAAAGCUGGAGGUUUUCGGUUUUGGUGGUAGGACUGUUUGGGGCUCGGUCAGGUUGUACAGUUUGAGAUUAUUGACAUUCUAGUUAGUGUUUAUUUAAUACCAUGGCAGGUGAAGAGCCUGCCUUGCCUCUCUGUACCCGCUUGUCGUACGCGGUGGGGCACUUUCUCAAUGACCUGUGCGCGUCCAUGUGGUUCACUUAUCUCUUGGUCUAUUACCACACGGUCCUGGGCAUUAACAACUACAACGCGGGUAUCCUGCUGCUGGUUGGGCAGAUCGCAGAUGGAAUCUGCACCCCGCUCAUCGGCUACGAGUCUGACCGCACUGCCGGCUGCGGCAAAUACGGCAAGAGGAAAACGUGGCACCUUAUUGGAAGCAUCAGCGUCCUUCUAUCCUUCCCCUUUAUUUUUAACCCUCCAGUGGGCAGCAGUGAAAACAUUCCACAAUGGGCUGAGCUCAUUUACUUUGUUCCGUUUAUUGUUGUACUCCAGUUUGGGUGGGCUGCGACACAGAUCUCCCACCUCUCGUUGAUACCAGAGCUUGCUUUGAACAACCAUGAGAGGGUUGAGCUCACUGCUUUUAGGAAUGCUUUUACUGUUGUAGCCAAUAUAGCAGUUUUUGGGAUUGCGUGGUUGCUGUUUCACUUUCAAGCUGCACACUCUGAUCCAGAUGUUGAUAACAGUUUGGGCAAACAGGAUAUUCCCGUAUUCAGGACAUUGGCUCUGAUUGUUAUUGGCAUUGGGUUUGUAUCAUCUCUGAUGUUCCAUAUUGGAACACGUGAGGAGGUGAAAAAUGAAGAGGAACGUGUCAUCACUGAACAGACACCGCUCAUCGAUGGUUCCAAGAAUAGCCCCAGCCGGCCAUUGCUGCAGUGGAAACACUGGUUGAAGGAACUGUCUUUCUAUCAUGUGGCAUUUGUGUAUAUGUGCACUCGACUGAUCAUCAACCUCUCUCAGACCUACAUUGCCAUGUAUGUAAGCUACACUCUGAAGCUUCCAAAGAACUAUAUUGCCAUGAUCCCUCUUGUGAUGUACAUCAGUGGGUUCCUGUCCUCCUUUCUCAUGAAACCUGUGAAUAAAUGGUUCGGCAGAAAUAUGACCUACUUUUUUGGACUUGCAUUUAUCCUGGCAUUCGCUUAUUGGGUCUGGUUUUUUCAGUUAGAGAAGGGCAUCUUUGGUGCAGCAGUCCUUCUCGGCACAGGCUCUACCACAAUCCUAGUUACCUCCCUCGCCAUGACUGCCGAUCUCAUCGGAGAAAACACUCAAAGUGGAGCCUUUGUCUAUGGUUCCAUGAGUUUCACAGAUAAAGUAGCCAAUGGUCUUGGAGUGAUCAUUAUUCAGGGUCUUCACCCCUGCAAGACUGAAAGCUGCUGUGCACAAUGUGGUCCAUUCUACCACUUGGUGAUGGCAUUAGUGACUGGUGGCAUUGCCUGUGCAGCACUGGUUUCUUUAGCAGCAACCAGAAUUUGGCCAAUCAAGAUUAGGAGAUGGCGAGAUGAAGAUGGUAGUAAUGUUGAACACCAGAAUCAGAUUGACUGCACGUACACUUGUUAACUUACUACCUGAAACAACUCGCAAAAUUCACUAAACGGGGGGAAAACAAACUACAAACAGGAGAAGCUCAGCGACUUUAAAUUUAACAACCACAUUUGCUCUAAAGUUGCAAGUCAGCUUUUUAAAACAAACUAAAUUUUAAUUCUGUUUUAAGUUGAUAAACAUUAAUGUUUGUAUUUAAUACAGUCUCAAAAUAAUUUGUAUUUAAGCUCUCAGAAUUUUCUGAUUUUGUUUGAGCUGGUGUCAAUCUUGUAACACCAAUCUCUGCACAGCAAUAAGAUAAAUGACCAGACUCUGUCUCUCAUAUUGGUCACAGGGCAAGUAUGGUUAUAACAGCUUCCCUAGCUCUUCAGAUAAGACAUCCGUUAUGGGGCUUUUAAUGCCUUGGUGAAAACAUGUUGAUUUUUAAUGUACUUCUAGAAGAUUUCCCCUCCCAUUAUGUGCUGAGGCUGAUUCCAUGACUUUGACUUUGCCACUGAGCCUGGACCAAUCCUACCUCUGCAUGUAGAGUAUGCAACUUAGCUGUCAACUGCAUGUAAGUGUCUUGGCUAAUUCUUUCGAUGAGAAUUACUGAAGAUUAAUUGUUUUCUAGUGAUGACCCAUGCAAUGUAAAAUUCUAUUGACUUAUUCCUAUGGAGAGAUUUGCUGCUUUUUUUUUUGGCAAGCUGUCCAAAUUGUCGCCUGGUUUAUAAAGGAGUGGCCACGUGUGCAGUUGAACCUCAAGAUGCACAAUCACCAUUUUCAUCUUCUCUGUGAAAGUGCUGUCGAAGGGCUAGAGGACUUCCAAUGGUACACCCCUGUUCAAAAGUCAGGAAGGGCAAAUACAGGAGCCAGCUUAAUGGUGGGGAAAUUUUGAAACAGUAAUCUGAGGCACAAGUUUAAUUCUGAGAAUGAGCUGUUAAAUGACAACUGUCAGGAAUUUAUGAAAGCCAAAUUAUGUUUUAACUUGAUCUUUCCAGAACUAAUGGUUGAUAUUUGGUGCAUGGGAUUUCAUUAAGUGGCUCUUUAUUAAAAUCUAUUGAAUUUAAAGUGUGAAUUCCUUUUGAAUUUAAAGAUAGCAGAGCUACAAACUUGAAGAGGAAGAAAACAGUUGUGGAGUUUUGUUUUGAAAGGCAGGAAAUAAAUAUUCACUAGUGCUACUGAGGAAUCAAUAUUAACACCACUACUCUUUGACAAUUUGUGGUAUCAAACUUAAGUAUGUUAAACGCAAUUUCAAAGUUUGCCAUGAGCGGGAUAGUAGCAGACUUGAGGGGGAAAUUCAGUGGGGAAAAUGGUCAGGUUACAUGUAGUUUAACACGUGAAAGGAUACAGUUUUUUGGGACUUUUGACUCUAGUACCAUUUUUGAAGGGGAUUUAGCAACACUGUUCCCAAAUCUGUCUUUUUUUGUUUUGAAGAAAAUUCUGGGCCCUUUUUUAAACUGAUUUAGUAUUCAUAUCUUUGUAUACCACAUCAUUGCUUACAUAGUAAACUUUUUUUUAUUGAGUUAGUGAAUAGGUCCCAGCUAAAUUUUUGUCCAGUUGCAGAGAUUGAGCUUCAGGAAGGAUGUUGAGGCCUUCAAAAGGGUGCAGAGAAUUUCACAUGGUGUUGCAUUGUAUAAGACACUGGUGAGAACACAUCUGAAGAACUGUGUAUGGUUCUGGCUCCUUACUAGAGUAUAAACUGAUUUUGGAGAUAGUUGAGAGGAAUUUUACUAGAUUCUUUCCAGAGAAGAAAGGCUUAUCUUAGAGCAGUUUAGGCCUAUCAUCACUAGAGUUUAGAAGGAUGAGAAGAAAUCUAAUGGUGUCCAAGAUGUUAAAGGGGUUGACAGAGCCAGUGUUUCCCCUUGUCUGGAAAUCUAGAAUGAGAGGCUUCAGUUUUAGGCUGAGAUAGCAAAAUUGAAUUGAGAAAUUGCUUCCCUCAGAGGCUCACUAAUCCUAUGGAAUUAGAGUGCAGUGGAUGUCAGGACACUGAAUAAAUUGAGCAGAUGGAUGCGCUUUUAAUUAGGAAUGGUGUUAAUGGUUCUGAGGAGCAAACAAGGUGGAUUUCAGGCUGAGAUGAGGUCAGCUAUGGAUGUAAUAAAUGGUGGAGCAAGCUUGAGAGUUGGAAUUAUUUGCUCAUGUUCUUAAUUUAGAAUAUUAAAAUAUAAAUAACUAUGGCGCCAGAAAUGAGAGGUUUCAGUUAAGUGGAGAGAUUGUUGAAGCUGGGAUUAUUCUCCAAGUUAAGUGCAAAUGUCAUGGCGAUGCUUAAAAAGCAUUAGGUUAGGAUAAUUUCUCCUCUUACUGUUUGUGACAUGAAUGUCAUAACCAGAAGGUAGAAAUUUAAUAAAAAGAAAAAGAACUAGAGGUGGCUAAAUUUUUUUAACAUAACCAAUUUUGAGCCAACAGCCUAUGAAGAUGGUGGAACAAAAUUUCAAGGGGAACUGGAUAAAUACUUAAAUGUUAGUGUAGGAAUGGAACUGAUUUUUGGAUACCACUUCAGGGUGCUGGCAUGAGUACAGUGGGCUGAAUAGUUCUCUUAUCGCACAAAACAUGGCUAAAUGUUAGGAACACUGAGUCUAGGAGUUUAGCAAAUGCUGGCUAACACCAGUGGAAGUUCACAACAGCUGAGCUUAAUUUCCUUGCUUGAUAGGCAUUCAUCCCAAAAUAACAUUUAAAUUUAACCUUUUCCAGCAGAAGAAUGUGUUGCACUGUCUGAGGUACUCUUUCAGGUGAGAUUUUACAUCUAGGCCCCUUAGUUCCCCUCGAAGAGCUGGAGAUCCUGGUCAAUCAUCACCCAAGCUGGUGCUUUUGAGAUCUUGCUGUGCAUAAAUUGGCUGCGGAGUUUCUGUACAAAAGUGACUAUGCUUCAGAAUUAACAGUUUGAGAUGCUCUGGCACAUAUGGAGAAGUGUGUAUCUUUCCCUGUCACUUCACUUCUUGUUCCAGGAGAAUAAGAAUCUUACGUUCAGCAAUGUCACUUGUCAUUUUUGUUUAUCUUUUAAAAUGUGCCUGCAUUUGGUCAGGGCAGCAAGCCGUUGCACAUCUCGUGGUAAGGUGUGAAGGUUAAAAAUUUGUUUUUAGUCAUUUUAAAUGUUUGUUUAUAAAUGGUAUCUACCUACUUUUUUUGUUAAAUGGCAUCUUCUAGUGUCUUUGGCUCAGUUGGCUGUUGAGCCUGCUUGUACUGCAGAAUAUUGCCAACAGCAUGGAUUCCAUUCCUCCACUAACUGAGGACGCCAGGAAAGCCCCGCCUUCUCAACCUUGUGCACCCCCUUUUGCGGGAGUUAUGGUGACCCUUGAGGUAAACUCACUGCCGGCUGUCUCUCUUUAAAUGAGGGCAACGCUCUGGUCCUCUGGGCCUAUGCCAACUACCUUUUUUUCAGUCCAAACAACACAACACUCCUUUUUUGACAAUAACUGAAGUUUAAUUGUAAAUUUUUAUUCCCAUUGCAUUGUUCCCAAGUUUUCAGGCUUAUGACUAUUAUCCGUUACAAAACUUGCCAAAUAUUUAAUGUGGAAAAUGGUAACUUGUAAUAGCGCAGAUGUUUCAAUGUAGCAAAAUGAUUGUUUGUGACAUUCUUCAAUACUGUGGUGAAACAAACUAAAAUAUCUAGCAAUAUCCUUUACUGAAUUUUAAAGCAAUAAUUUCUUGCAUUAUGUUUUGAAUGUCAAAUUUCAAAAUAUUAUGUAUUACAAUCUGGUCUCAAAUUCCAGAUGAGUUCACUUCACUUUAUUUCAUGACAGUUUGUUCUUGUGUUAAACUCUAUACCAAUAAUGGAAAGUGUUGCAGUAAGAAUCUAGAAAUGCAUUAUUAAAUCACGUGUUAAAGUUCACUUGAAACUUAAAUGCUGCAAUAAAUUUUUAAAUGCAAGUUUA